GGAACGGACACCAUAUAUACAACUCUCGUAUGGAAUCUACUAUUUAUGGUAUAUUAUAGCGAUUGGCAGCAAAUCAUGCGAAAUGAAGUGAACAAUAGACUGGGCGAUAGGGCACCGGUUGUGGCCGAUAAACACCAUUUGCAUUGUGUUAUGGCAUUCAUAUACGAGACCAUUCGUUGGAGAAACGCAGGGAUUAUGGGAGCACCGCAUAUGACUUUUUCGGAUACCAUAUUGGGUUAA
Messenger RNA from Medioppia subpectinata, 240 nucleotides. The record is from the annotation of a GenBank genome assembly. NCBI's taxonomy places the organism in Eukaryota, Metazoa, Arthropoda, Arachnida, Sarcoptiformes, Oppiidae.